Oncorhynchus kisutch (coho salmon) is the source of this 7421-nucleotide messenger RNA. Its product is annotated as glutamate receptor ionotropic, NMDA 1. NCBI's taxonomy places the organism in Eukaryota, Metazoa, Chordata, Actinopteri, Salmoniformes, Salmonidae. The transcript has 23 exons. Gene Ontology annotation, cellular component: membrane. Bases 1702 to 4608 code for a protein of 968 amino acids. Gene Ontology annotation, molecular function: signaling receptor activity; ligand-gated monoatomic ion channel activity. Gene Ontology annotation, biological process: monoatomic ion transport. The record is from RefSeq and is a predicted model, not a curated record.
AUGGUAGGUUUAUUUGAACAAUGAGAGACAGAAUAAAAACAACAAAAAAUCCAGAAAAACACAUGUCAAAAAUGUUAUAAAUUGAUUUGCAUUUUAAUGAGGGAAAAUAUUUUUUCCCCUCACUGUAGGCUAGUUAACCCAGAAACAUCAAAUUUGUCUGGGAAACAUGUGGGGUUUAAUGUGGGCAGAAAUAGGAUAGGCUAUUGGCAGGCAUACAUUCCAAUUGCAAUGGCAUUUUGUCUAAAUUAACCUAGGCUAGGCUACGAUCAGUUUUCCAGUGUGAUGCAUAAAAGUAAUAGCUGUGCCAUAAGGUCUUUUAUGUUCAAUGAAUUUGUUAGGUAAUAUGAAUUUUCUGACAUGUAACACUGUGGAGAGAGAGAGAGGCUUGUUUCCUAGGUUACCAGGAUGGUUGAAAAUUUGCUUAGCAAGACGGAUAUUCUUGUGCCUCACAUGGUUACUUGGACACUUGGUUCCCUCUCUCCAUUCAGACAUUUCAAAUGACAUUACCCGACCCCACAAUCGGACAAAACAUCUAGCAAGUAUAGACAUCUGUCAAUACACAUUAGAUAAAACGACACAUUCAUGUCACACUUUUGGAAUUAGUCAAGAUAAAAUAGUUUAUUCGACACUAAUUUUAGAUACAACUCAAGAAAUUAUUCAGGCAUUUUUAUCUCUAUAUAUCCCCAUGUCAGAGACUUGCAGUAGACAAGCGUCAUAAAAGUACUGUGGUUAUGUUGGAGCGUUGGAGGUUUGCAAGAUUUGCAAGGUUGAAAUAUGGAUAACAUGGUUACAUAAUUGAUUGGAUGUUUGGAUGUAAAGAGGGGGAGGUGUAACCUAAAAUGGGUGGUCCUGGUCCACCUGGUUAUGUGGAAUUAUGUUGAUUUACAGUGCGAGCCAGUUCAACUGAGACCGGCGACCCAUUUCAGCGCAAUGAGCAUGCAGGCUCGGGUCCAUCUACUCGGUGCGCUGUAGCAAUGCGGUUGGAGAAAAAAAAAUCACACAUUGGAAUCAUCUGGGUCACUGGAUUAUUUUUGUUCUGACACACAAAUGUUUUCUUGAUUGUCAUUGAUCCUCUAUUCAUAAUCUAAGAUGCGUGUCCUAUAAUGAAUAACAUCAUUGAUGAGAUGUUGAAAACAAGAUACAUUUAUGUUCUGUGAUUAGCUUCAUUUGUUUUAUUUACUUUUCAUUCUAGCAGCAUAAGGUCAACGAAAAAUCUAAAGGUAGACGGCGGAAGCGCGCACCACUGCGCGGGCACAGCUGUCAGCACCAAGGACAGCCGCAGCCCCAAGCGUCGCAUCAGUCUGAUAAUCACUUCACAGCAAAGCCCCGCACAGAGCCCACGGAGGACCGGGAGAGCGAUACACAGCGCAUAAAGGAAAACGCAUACACCGCAAAAUAUGCUCUGACUCGUUUCUAUCGACAUUGGAAAAAAUAAAAUGGUGGAAAUUGACAAAGAAAAUCAAAAUGUUUCAAGAAAGGCUGCUGACAAUUACGAAGAUAAUCCAACAGCGGUUGAGGUCCUGACCAUGAACAUUCCUCCGCAUUUCCCAGCUGUCCAGAUUUUCCACACUGUCUAGGAGGACGGUGGUUCCAGUCUUUUUAACCGGGUGAACCGUGCAGUCCAGAAGCCGGGCAAACCGAUCCGCCAACACGAGGGAGAGACGCAACCGGGGUCCUCUGUGCGGUUUGAUCGUUCACACGAUGCGUCUGUUUCUGCUGGCGGUGUUCCUCUCGUGCUCCUGUGCGCGGGGAGGCUGCGAACCGAAGAUAGUUAACAUCGGAGCAGUCCUGAGUCAGAAGAGGUACGAGCAAGUCUUUAAGGAUGCGGUGACCCAGGCGAAUCAGAUCUACGGGAGAGAUAAAUUCAAGUUGACCGCCAUCUCCGUAACGCACAAACCCAACGCUAUCCAGAUGGCUCUCUCCGUCUGCGAGGACCUCAUCUCUAACCAGGUGUAUGCCAUCCUGGUGAGUCAUCCUCCCCAGUCCAAUGACCACCUCACCCCCACGCCUGUGUCAUACACCGCAGGCUUCUACCGCAUCCCUGUGGUGGGCCUCACCACGCGCAUGUCCAUCUACUCCGACAAGAGUAUCCACUUGUCCUUUCUGCGGACUGUCCCCCCGUACUCCCACCAGGCUCACGUGUGGUUCGACAUGAUGCGAGAGUUUCGAUGGAACCACAUCAUCCUGAUUGUCAGCGAUGACCACGAGGGGCGGGCCGCGCAGAAGAGACUGGAGACCCUACUGGAGGAGAGGGAAACAAAGAAUAAAAAAAGGAACUAUGAAAACCUCGACCAACUGUCCUAUGACAACAAGCGAGGACCUAAGGCAGAGAAAGUCCUCCAGUUCAGCCAGGAGACUAACUUAACUGCUCUGCUUCUGGAGGCCAAAGAGCUGGAGGCUCGUGUCAUCAUCCUCUCCGCCAGUGAAGAGGACGCUGCUGCAGUUUACAAGGCUGCCCGUUUCCUCAACAUGACGGGCUCGGGUUACGUGUGGCUGGUGGGAGAGCGGGAGAUGUCGGGUAAAGCCCUGAGUGAGGCACCAGAUGGUCUCAUCGGCCUCCAGCUCAUCAACGGCAAGAACGAGUCGGCCCACAUCAACGACGCAGUGGCAGUGGUGGCUCAGUCCAUCCAGGAGCUGUUUGAGAAGGAGAACAUCACGGAGCCGCCCAGAGGCUGUGUGGGAAACACCAACAUCUGGAAGACCGGGCCCCUCUUCAAAAGGGUUCUGAUGUCAUCAAAGUACCCAGAGGGCCUCACUGGACGUGUGGAGUUCAAUGACGAUGGCGACAGGAAGUACGCUCACUACAGCAUUCUCAACUACCAGAAGAGUCGACUCAUUCAAGUCGGGAUUUACAAUGGAACACAGGUGGUGAUGAAUAAUCAGAGGAAGAUCAUCUGGCCGGGAGGAGAGACAGAGAAACCGCGGGGCUUUCAGAUGUCCACGAGACUAAAGAUAGUGACCAUACACCAGGAGCCCUUUGUGUAUGUGAAACCCACUGAGCAGGAUGGAACCUGCAAGGAGGAAAAAACCUUAAAUGGAGUGGCAGAUAUUAAAAAGGUGAUCUGCACUGGACCAAAUGAGACCAUCCCAGGACGUCCAAUUGUACCUCAAUGUUGUUAUGGAUUCUGUAUCGAUCUACUUAUCAAGUUGGCCGGAACCAUGAACUUUACCUAUGAGGUGCACCUGGUGGCUGAUGGGAAAUUUGGAACACAGGAGCGGGUGAACAACAGCAACAAGAAAGAGUGGAAUGGAAUGAUGGGAGAGCUCCUGGGGGGUCUGGCAGAUAUGAUUGUUGCCCCGCUGACGAUAAACAACGAACGAGCCCAGUACAUCGAAUUCUCCAAACCUUUUAAGUACCAAGGCCUAACCAUCCUCGUUAAAAAGGAAAUCCCUCGCAGUACACUGGACUCGUUCAUGCAGCCGUUUCAGAGCACACUGUGGCUGCUGGUGGGUCUUUCGGUGCAUGUGGUGGCGGUGAUGCUUUACCUACUAGACCGGUUCAGCCCGUUUGGGAGGUUUAAAGUAAACAGUGAAGAAGAAGAAGAAGACGCCCUCACCUUGUCGUCAGCCAUGUGGUUCUCCUGGGGAGUGUUGCUUAACUCCGGUAUUGGGGAAGGCGCGCCGCGCAGCUUCUCAGCGAGAAUCUUGGGCAUGGUGUGGGCCGGCUUUGCCAUGAUCAUAGUGGCAUCGUAUACUGCCAACCUGGCUGCCUUCCUGGUGCUGGACCGGCCUGAGGAGCGCAUCACCGGCAUCAACGACCCGAGGCUGAGGAACCCAUCAGACAAGUUCAUCUACGCCACUGUGAAGCAGAGCUCUGUGGACAUCUACUUCCGGCGGCAGGUGGAGCUUAGCACCAUGUACCGCCACAUGGAGAAGCACAACUACGAGAGUGCCGCUGAGGCUAUCCAGGCCGUGCGCGACAACAAGCUGCAUGCUUUCAUCUGGGACUCUGCGGUGCUGGAGUUUGAAGCCUCGCAGAAGUGCGACCUGGUGACCACGGGAGAGCUGUUUUUCCGUUCGGGCUUUGGCAUAGGCAUGCGCAAGGACAGCCCCUGGAAACAGAAUGUGUCCCUGGCCAUUCUCAGUUCCCAUGAGAAUGGAUUCAUGGAAGAUCUAGAUAAAACCUGGGUGAGAUACCAGGAGUGUGACUCACGGAGCAAUGCCCCAGCCACACUCACCUUUGAGAACAUGGCAGGAGUGUUCAUGCUGGUGGCUGGAGGCAUAGCAGCAGGGAUCUUCCUCAUCUUUAUUGAGAUCGCCUACAAGCGACACAAAGACGCCCGAAGGAAGCAGAUGCAGCUGGCCUUUGCGGCCGUCAACGUCUGGAGGAAGAACCUGCAGGACAGUAAGGAGGCCUCUGGGAGCCAAGCUGUGGGCGCAUCGAUGACUCCAUCGUUACCCUCUUCCUCUCUAGAGACUCAGGAUGAUAGGAAAAGUGGUAGAGCAGAGCCCCCCGACCCCAAAAAGAAAGCCUCUUUUAGGUCCAUCAGUACCUCCCUGGCCUCCAGCAUCAAGAGACGUAGGUCGUCCAAAGACACGCAGUACCCACCCACCGACAUCACGGGCCAGCUCAACUUGUCCGACCCAUCUGUCAGCACAGUGGUGUGAGAGGGACAGAAGGAGAGAGAGAUUUUCUCCUCGGCGAGAAAGAGAGAGGGUGGGUGAAUGGAGAGAGCCUUCCCACAGAUCGCUUUAUCGUUGGAUCCAUCACUGCUGCUGAAGCUUUUUGUCCCAUUGGCUUUGCAGUGGAGCAAUGGAGCCGACGUCUAAGAAAGGACUCCCCUGAUCAUAUUCUCUGAUCGUGGCACCUGUUACAGCUGUCUGGCAUUAGUCAGCUCUAGGGUUCUGAGCUUACUGACACAUACUGUGUUUUUUUAUCUGUUUUCUCUAUUCAUGCUCAAUGUAUGCUUAAAACAGUCCAAUCUUUGUCUAAUUUACUUACUGCAGACAUAGUGAUGCUGGAUACUACUACUAUUUAAUAUAUCUACAUGAUACAUUUUACUGUUUUAAAAAUCUUGUUUAGUUAGAUUACUUAAGUAUACAAACAUGUUAAGUUCUGUACAUAUCAUUUAACUUACAAGGAGGGACCAUAACACACAUUAUUAUUUCACAGUAUUUAACAACAGGAUUUGGCAGGUAGUUUAACUGUUAAGGGUUAGUUAGGCCAGUAACCGAAAGGUUGCUGGUUUGAAUCCUCAAGUUGACUAGGUGAAAAAUCUGUUGAAUGUCCUUGAGCAAGGCACUUAAGCCUAAUUGCUCCAGUAAGUUGCUCUGGGUAAGAGCCUCUGCUAAAUGACUAAAAUGUGAACAGCAUAAUAGGUACACUUUGCUGGAUAACAACUACAGCAUUUUAUUAAGAAAUACUUAUUUUAACUCCAUGUUUAAACAUUUUAGAUAUGUCUUUGUUAAAUUGGACACGUUUUAACAGUGAGAAUAUUAACUUUUGUGACAAUGUAAUCCUUUAAAGCAGCAAUUCUAAAGAAGGAAGCAUGCAUGUAUUGUAAAUAUAUAGAUGCAACUGAAUAUUUAUGUAACUAAUGUCCAUGGUGUUAAUAUUGCUGCUACUGUUUGUUGGAAUACUCCGUGGCACUUUACAACACACUUAAAACCAUUUUAUAAUAACUCACAGUUUUCUGAGAUACAAAAAUGGUGAACUUUGUUUACAUUGUAUUCUUUGCCCCUUAAUCAUUUUAUAACUGUCUGCCAAACUGUCUGCAUGCUUGUAUAUAUUAUAUCCAGCCAGUAUUAUCCUUUGGUGCCCCUUGAAAACAUUCUGCCUGUAAUGUAAUGUUCACAUUUACCUGUAUUUGGUCCAAUGAGGUCCUUACACCUUUGAUAUUAGGAAAGUGACAAUGCUCUAUUCUUAUUUGAAAGGGAUUUUUAGUCACAAAUCUAAUCAAAACUACAGGAAAUACUCUCAAAAGGGUGCACAUUUUUGCUUUUUCCCUAGCACUACACACCUGAUUCAAAUAACCAACUCAUCAUAAGCCUUUGGUUGGUGGAAUCAUGUGUGUAGUCCUAGGACUUUUGGGUCCCCAGGACCAGGAUGAAGAGAAACAUUCUCCAAGUCAAUGUUUUCUACCAUUUGUUUGGAAACCCCCCUCUCUCUCCCUCUCGCUUUCCUCAGUCUUUCUCAUCGCCAGUGUCAAGGGGUUGCAUCAAAGGGCCAGGUUUUUCACCCAACCAGCACUUGGUCUUUCAUGAAAAACCUCCGCCCUGUGCACGUCAGUCUAUCUUCAAUUUGCACUUUGAGAUCUUCUACAUGAAAGGAACCCAUGUGAAUUGAUAACUCAGCUUAACUUUCAGUCUUGGUGCUGUGAGCUUAGGUACAGUUAUCUUGGUUAAAUGCAGUCUUGGUGCUGUGAGCUUAGGUACAGUUAUCUUGGUUAAAUGUAAAAAGGGCCAUUUCCCAGGCUCUGAUGUUGAGAAACAAAGACAAAGUGUGGCAUGUUGAAACAAAGACUACAGUACCAUUUUGGCACGGCAAUGCACAGCACUUUAACCUGAGGGCUUCCCCAUGUUCCCCAUGAUGUUUCCAUCAACAAGGCUAAUUGAAAUAUAAUUAUGUAUUCAGUAUGCAAGUACAUACAAAUGAAUAUGAAUAAGAGUAGAAAACUCUCACAAGAGAGAUCAUGGUCGAAUUGUUAUAGUAUGAUCCACAGCACAAAAUGGUUAAAUCAACGUUGUUUCAACGUAAGUUGUCAACGUAUUGUGAUGUGGAAAAUACAUUGGAUUUGAAAAAGUUAUCAACUGUUGUUUUGAGGGUGACAUUUCAACCACAGAAUUAUGUCAUCAUUGUAACCAAUUUUCAACAUAGUCAACCUUGAAUAAAAUAUGUUGAAUUUGUACCUUUGAAACAACAUCAGAUCUUCAAUGUUAUAUCCAUGUCAGAAAAAAACAACAGGCUGGGCUGUACCUGGUACUGGAGAGUUGAUCUAUCCACAGCUACCCGUUGGUCCAGGGUUUUAACACAGCCCAGCCCUGCUUAGCUUUGAUAUUUUCCACUGACUACUACCAAGGUGCUAUCGUGAGAAUGAUUAUUGAGAGAUCUCUUAAUAGAUAAAUAGAUUCACUGUUGCUAUCAAAGUCAUUCCUAAGGUCAUAUAAGUAAUGUUCCCCCCCCCAAAGUUACUGACGGCAAGCUUGAAGGUUGUGAAAAUUCUGUGCAACUUCCAGCGCGCGUUUACUGCUUUAAGUUACAGUUUUAACAGUGGCCAAGUAGGCUACUGUGGCUAUUUGAUUAUAAUGUAGGCCUACCAUGAAAAACAAUGGAGAAAAUGCAUCCCAUAACAUUUUAACAUGGAAAUAGCUGUUCUAUCAUGCAGCCAAUGUCUGGUGUUCAAUGUAGGCCUACAUUCCAUGCAGGGCUUGACAUUAACCUGUUUAUCCUCUUGUCUUUCAUAAAAGGAGGUGACCAAUUU